AAUUUAAUGGCGAAUAGAUGGCGGACGGGUUUGGUGCUAGUGUUUGACUGAAAAAAGGAAGUGAACGAGUUUUACUCAUUUAUUUGUAUAAAACAUGAAUUUAAAAUAUCUUUUUCCAACAUGUUAAUUUGAUGUCCUUCAAGAAAAACUUUUACGUGAAGGUCUAGAGAAGUAAUAGUGCCAUAGCAACAAUCAUCAUACUUUUGCCCAUUUCCUUUGUGAUCUAGAUACCUCUUUUUUUGGAGUGCAAUUCAAGUUUUGCCGUAUUGUGACUGACAGUGUACAUUUAAAUUCUGUGUAAAAUAGUGUUAAAUUGUUGUAUAAAAUGUUUUGAGUAAGAAUUAGUUGGUAAUUUUCUUUGUAACCUCGAAUGCGGAAGUUUGGUGAUAUAGCCGCUACGAUGGUCGAAUAUACUCGGCAAGUGUGCUAAAGGCUAUUGAGUUUGUGUUAGUUUUUGAUGUUUUAAGUGAAAAUCUCAUGAUGCAUGAACUUUGAGUAAUAGUGAUGAAAUAAUGGUUGAAAUAGGAGCCCCUCAAAAGUCAGCCGAAGAGAGUUUGGAGAAUGCCGAAUGGUAUUGGGGUGAUAUCACUCGAGAUGAAGCCACAGAGAAACUCAGAGACACCUGUGAUGGCACCUUCCUGGUGCGCAACGCAUCUAACAAAGAUAGUGGUUAUACUCUGACAGUGAGGAAAGGGGGCAUGAACAAACUUAUCAAAAUCUAUAAUCAUGAGGGGCGCUAUGGAUUUUGUGAACCAUUUGAUUUCAAAUCUGUGGUUGAGCUUGUUCGCUUCUAUAGAGAGUUCUCACUGGCACAUUGCAAUAGUAGUCUUGACAUCAAGCUUAUGUACCCAUUGUCUAGACUCGUUGAAAAUGAAGGUGAAGAAAAUAUGAGUGAUGACACCCUCGAAACUAAGUUUAAGGAAAUUCACAAAAGAUAUGUAUUAAAAACAAAAGACUUUGAGGGUCGCUCUUACAAAUAUACAAUAUUAAGGGAAGAAGUAAAUAGAAAGAAGCAAGCACUAGACGCCUUUAAAGAAACAGUUCGAAUUUGUGAAGAACAUUUAAAGUUACAAGAAAAGAUGCAAGCUGAAGCACAACCACAUGAAAAAAAUACUGUAUUAGAAAAUAAUAGGAAUUUAAUAUCUAGAGUCCAUAGCUUAAGGAAAGCUAAAACAGAAUUGAAUGAAAUUUUGAAAGAUACAGUUACAGCUCAAUUACUUCUUGAGAGAGAAAUUGCCAAACUGAAGUCUGAUGUUACAGAUCUUUACAAAAGGAAAGAUAGAUAUAAAGUAUGGCUACAAGGAAGAGGAAAAACAGAUGAAUACUUGCAUUUAUUAGAGGAUGACAAUAUACACAAACUUGAAGAACUUUAUGCUCAUAGAGAAAUGAGUAGUUGGAAAGUUAAUUGUACUAGAGAAGAAGCAGAAAAACUACUUAUGGGCAAACCUCAAGGCACAUUCUUAAUUCGGCCUAAUUCCACUGGUCAAUUAGCUUUAUCUAUUUGUUGUAACAACAUGGUCUACCACUGUAUUAUCUUUAAGACUGAAAGAGGUUAUGGAUUUGCAGAACCUUAUAAUGUAUAUGAAACAUUAAAUGAGCUUGUCCUCCAUUAUGCUGUGAACUCUUUAGAAGAACACAAUGAACAAUUGAAAACAGAACUGAAAUACCCGGUAAAUGCACAUGCUGUGAAGAAACCUGAAAAGAAGCAGUAAAGUGGCAAUGCUGAAAACAUUGUGGUAACCAGUUUGUCUACUUGUAGACAUCGAUCGUAAUAACGACGUUUGACACCUAUUACUUAUGGAAUCAGAAGUCGAAAUUAUCUUCCUGUGACCUUGAAGUAAUCAAUGAUAAAUUAUAAAUAUUAAACAGCAUCGAAAACUUAUCACCUAAAGAUGAUUACGAUGUCAAUAUCAACAGUAUGAAAAUUGCAGAUUGCAAAUAUCUGUCUAUUUCUUGAUUGUUUCUACAAAUGUUUCGUGAGGGAACAUAACAAUACGACAAGAAAGUAUUCAUGUACAGGAAUGUAAUGUAAGUUGAUAUUUCUGUGUUUUAUAGCUUUAUAGUGUCGUUAUAAUAUGAUCAAAUAUUAUUGUACAAAUAAAAUGCUUUGGUACCCAUGUACAUGGUACAUACCAUAUUAUUUUAGACUUGUGCACAAUUAUCCUUAUAACAUGAUUUGAAAAGUUCUUUACUUAUCAUUGAUUUGGUUUUAUUUUUAUUGUGAUAAUAUUGUGAUAAAACCAUGAUCAGUUUAGAAAUCCCAGUUAUUUUAAUGAACAUUGAAAAUGAUUCUCAGGAGCUUUUAAGAGUUUUGAGUUAUACUCUGUACACAUAUUUUUAUAUUUGUUAUUUUACAAAGAUUAGAAAAGUGUUCUUCCCUUAUUAAAAUUGAUGUUGUUAAAUUGAUUGGGGCCUUUAUGGAUCAGCAGCAAUCGAGGAAGGAUUUUAAUUACAGCUAAUUCGAAAUUGGAGACUGUUGAGAACAAAUUACUUUGAAGUCUUAUGUAAGCUCUCAAUUCAAAUUGAUAUUGAGUCUGCAUCCAUUUGAAACCUAGCUUAACCGAAAAAGUAUAUAGAUUAAAACUGCAGUGGUAUACAAUUUAUUGGCCUAAAGUUUGUUUUUUCAAAUUCAUAUCUUAAUUAUACCAGAUGCAGACUUAAUACAUGGAAGUUCUCAUAGAGAUGUAUAUUAUGUAUGUGAUAGUAAUGUAUAGUAUUUUAGAGUUUUCGUAUUUGUGUAUAUUAUGUGAUUAAUUUUUGUUACAUUGUUUUUAAUGGGUUAUUGUGAGGUAUAAGAGUCAAAAUAUUCUAAACAAAUCAUUGAAAUAUAUGAAUGCAUUUAUUUCAGUGAUUUAAAGAAUUCCAUUUCAAAGAGUGGGGUUCUUGUGCAGUAAUUAAUUUCUUGUUAUUUUAAUCUGCAAAGUAUAUUGUCUUGUUUGCCUUUACAACAAGAAUUGUAUUUGUGAUGUGGGUUUGUUAUUGUAAUGUAAUUAUUUUCUAAAUCACAGUAAAGUAUUAAUUGGCAGAUGUUAAUAUGCUAGGUACCUGUUUCUAUAAUGGAGUGGAAUCCCAAUACUGCUUGUCCUAUGAUAAUGUUUACAAAAAUACCUAAUUAAACAUCAUUGCAUUGAACUGUCAUAAGAUGAUUAUUUUCUUUAAUUAAAAACUAAUAUUCAUUUAGAUCUGAUACCAGUCUAUAAAUAUUAUUGUCUAAGUACCACUAAAUGCAUUUUGUAGAUACAGGUACCUAAGUUUAUUAAGUGUGUAUGAGAGUUAAAUUAUAUUUACUUGUUGCAAAUCAAAACAUCAUGUGAAAUUAAAUAAUAAAUAUGUACAUUAUAUAUGUAUCUGUUGAUUUGAGGUCUGUAAACAACAUGAGAAAUAUGAUUUGCCACAGUGGAUGUCUUUUAUGAUUUCAGUGCGUUUAAGUACUGAUUUAUUACUUGGAAAUGUGUUAAUUCCUGUAUAUUAGUGUGCGAGUCUCGUCAAUUAAUGAUUUCUGUUUAUUUUCUUUAUGUAAAAAGAGAUGAUAUAUGUAAUUGCUAGUACAUAGAUCUUAAGUAGGACUAACCAAUUCGUAAAAGUUAUAUUUAUAUUAUGUAAAAAGUUCCCACAAAACUUUGUAAUUCAUCUGAAAUUAAUGAGGCAAAGAUAAUAUUUUAAAAUCCUUCUAAUUGCCAAAUGGCUUGGGCAUUCAAAUGAAAUACUGAUAUAAUUGGAUGUGGAAUAUAUGAUGUAACAUAUUAUUGAUGUUCUCUCAGCCUACUAAUUGUUUGAAAUUUUGAUCAACCUACUUAUCAUUGGCAUGUAUGUAAUUAUGUAAAUAGCACAUACAAUGGUUUUAAAAAUCCACCUCAGCACGUCCAAAAUAUUUACGACUGUGAUAGUCAUAUUUAUUCCGAAAUCUAUCUACCUAUUACAAAUACCUAACUUGUGGUUUGGAAUCCACAAAAUUCCAUAUAUUAUUGUCUAUGCCGAAUACGAGUCUUUGGAGCAGUGCUGUGAAGUACAAUGAAAAUGAUCUAUUCACAGUUUACUAACAACGAUCUUGAAAAAAUAUAUAUAGGUAUUUAUGAAUUUUCUCAACAGUGGCCAUAAAGACCGUCGGUUAAAUUGACAACUCCAUCGAAGUAAUACCAUAACUUAUUUUAAUACCUCGUAACGUUUUCAUCUGAACUUGGUUCUGUUCACCAAUUUGAAGUAGGUAUUCCUUUAAAAAAGUUAAUGAAAGGUCAUGGAACAUAAUAACAUUGUUCGAUAUUUUAACACCAGUUUUCAAUAAUAAUAAAGAACACUUCGUUAUCAAGAUUUCUUAUUGGAAUGCAAUAUUAUACACAAAUAAAAGUCACACUGAUAACAGCAUACGACCCAGAUUCGUCCCUAAAAUCGUGUAUCGAAACUGUUUUUACAAAAAUAUAAUAUAAUUUAGAUUAUACAUAAUAUAUACUUACCUAUUUACUUAUAAGUUUAAAGAUUAUAUAAGUGAGAUUAUUGAUCGCGUUAUUUUUGUAUUCAAGUCAAUAAUACAAUUAUCAUUAUAAUGCAAAAUAUUCUGAUUUGCAAUUUUAUAAAACUAAAUAUCAUUAUAUUAUGAUCUCAAGAGUGAAUUAUCACAUAAGGUAAUUCAGAUGUUUGUUUGAUAGUUUUCUAUGAACCAUAAUAUUAAUUCAAGUCAAUAGCAACCAAAUUGGAAAACUUGCAUAAAUUAGUUAACAUUGAAGGCGCCAUUUUAUAAGUGUAAUAGUAGAACGUUUUAAUAAGUGUUAAUAAACAAACUAUCAAUGACGUCUGCUUUUAUUUUAUUUAC
Messenger RNA from Spodoptera litura, 4807 nucleotides. RefSeq names its product phosphatidylinositol 3-kinase regulatory subunit alpha (gene Pi3K21B). Gene Ontology annotation, cellular component: phosphatidylinositol 3-kinase complex. NCBI's taxonomy places the organism in Eukaryota, Metazoa, Arthropoda, Insecta, Lepidoptera, Noctuidae. The record is from RefSeq and is a predicted model, not a curated record. Gene Ontology annotation, molecular function: 1-phosphatidylinositol-3-kinase regulator activity. Gene Ontology annotation, biological process: insulin receptor signaling pathway; phosphatidylinositol phosphate biosynthetic process.